Molecule: messenger RNA, 1022 nt
Organism: Procambarus clarkii (red swamp crayfish)
Lineage: Eukaryota; Metazoa; Arthropoda; Malacostraca; Decapoda; Cambaridae
Source: RefSeq, a predicted model, not a curated record
GCAGCUGCGUCCUGCCAACCACUUGUACUUCUGCCAAGAUGAAGAUCGUGUUGCUACUCACUCUGGUCGGGCUGGCGGCCUGUCAGUUCCAGUUCUUCGGGCGUCAACCUCAGUUCUCGGGCUUCAAUGGGUUCCAAAGACCCCGAGCCUUUGGUGGCCAGCAAUUUGGUCGUCAAGGCUUUGGUGCUCAGGCUGACGACACCCGUGGUGGGAGUCAGUACUAUUUCUCCUGGAGACACGACAAUGGAAGAAAGUACACAGCCGGACAGGCUCACGGCUUGUGUACAGGUCUGGGCGGCGGGUGGCAGCCUGUGGGCAUCAGCUCCCCUGACGAGCUCCAGUACAUCAACAGCAUUGUUGGCUCAAACCGGCUGCAAUAUAUCUGGACCGGCGGGGUGAGAGCCGGCGCCGGCUUCAGAUGGCUCAACGGAGAACCUUUUAACGUUAAUGGCUGGUCACACACCGGAGGACUCCGUCGACCUCAGCCCGACAACCGUGAGAACGGCCAAGAGAACUGCCUGGCCGUCCUUAACAACUUCUACCAGGAUGGCAUCAAAUGGCACGACGUGGCCUGCCACCACGUGAAACCCGUCAUCUGUGAACGUAGAGGUUAAACUGCUCCAGUUAACUGCCUCCUUGCUACUCACGGGACUGUCGCUCCACGAUACUUUCCAUGCAUAGAACAUAAUACUCAUAUCUCAUUCUAUUGCUUCUCAUGGUCGUAUUACUUUGCAUUCUGUAUCAUCAAGCCUAUAAUUGGCUCGUUAUGCAGCCUCUCAGGUUUCAGUCUUCAGUAUAUGCUGUUAAAGAACGAUAGUACCAGCUCUCUGCUGUUGCCAAAUGAUGUACUGAAAGUUAAAUUGACAUUCAAUUAACUCACAAAAUCUCUUGGACAUGCAACACUUAAGUUAAUAUAUAUAUUUAUAUUUUCUACAUGUAAUCUUGUAUAUUUAUUUUUCGUAAAGCCGCUUGCAGAAACUAACUCGUUACCAUUUACAAGAUAAAUAUAUAGAUUGAAAUGA